Molecule: messenger RNA, 1058 nt
Organism: Balaenoptera acutorostrata (minke whale)
Lineage: Eukaryota; Metazoa; Chordata; Mammalia; Artiodactyla; Balaenopteridae
Gene: CLEC17A
Product: C-type lectin domain containing 17A
Exons: 11
Coding region: 1-939 (312 amino acids)
Molecular function (GO): signaling receptor activity
Source: RefSeq, a predicted model, not a curated record
AUGUGCGCCCUGUAUACUAACUCUGGGUGCAGGGACCUGCCAGGGCCCGGAGAAGAGGAUGACGAUGAUGAUUAUGAGAACACAGCACCACUGUACAAGGACCUUCCUCCCAAGCCUGGUUGGAUGGCUCCACCAAGGCCUCCAAGGGCAGGAAAGAAAACAGAGAGCCCCCCACUUCCCUGCAAGCUCCCGAAGAACACAGGCCUGAACCUCACCCCUGUCACCUGCACAACUCCUCAACUGGCAACUCCAGUGCCCUGGAUCCGUCAGAAGUCCAGAGGUCCUAGGUGUUACCAGGAGGAGAGACUCAUGGUGUACGUGUGUCUGCUGGUGGUGGUGUCACUGCUCAUGGGCUGCACUUGUCUGGCUGUUACCCUGAUUAAAUACCAGGAGGUGGUGGAAGAGCUGCGGAUGUUAACCUUUCAGCAGAUGGCAUGGCGAGUGAAUGUGACUGGCAUGGCGGGGCUAGCCGGCCUGAAGAAGGACAUUGACCGAGUAAGAGCUGACACCAACCAGUCCCUGCUGGAACUUCGGGGCUUAUUAGACUGUACCAGGGUCACCUGCCCUGAGGGCUGGCUCCCUUUUCAGGGUAAGUGUUACUACUUCUCUCCAAGCACCAAGUCAUGGGAUGAAGCCCGGAAGUUCUGCCAGGAGAAUUACUCUCACUUGGUCAUCAUCAGUAACUUUGCUGAGCAGAACUUUGUGGCCAAGGCUCAUGGCUCUCCUCGGGUAUACUGGUUGGGGCUGAAUGACAGAAACCGUGAAGGGGACUGGAGGUGGCUGGAUGGGUCACCCAUCACUUUGAGCUUUUGGGACCCACAGGAACCCAACAACCUCCAUAAUGAGGACUGUGCCAGCAUGAACAAAGGUGGCACCUGGAAUGACCUCUCUUGCGACAAAACUACGUAUUGGAUUUGUGAGCGGAAAUGUUCCUGUUGAACCCAAGAGCUGAAGUUGGGUGGGGUUCCAUACCCGGUACCCCUUGGCUUUUGGACAUGAGAACCUCCUGCCCUCUGAGAACUGAAGUGGACAUGCCCAAGAUGGAACCAGCAGCCUGG